AAAGGAACGAAGAAAAUUGAUAGAGAGAAUAAACGCGAUGCCACCACCAUCGCGUCUUCUCUAGGGUUUCGUCCAUACCUUUCUACUCUUCUUCCUCACUUUCCCCAUUUCUUCAUCAUAUUCAAAUUUCAAAUUUCAAAUUCAUAUUUCUUGUACGGUGCAGAAAUUCUUGUUUUUUCGACCUUCUGUUUGUUGUAACUCUUUAUCUUCUCUUCCCCCCUUGUAAGUUCAUCCCGAUCUACGGUUUUUUUUAGGCUAUCUGAAGUUUUGAUUUCUUUGCUCCAACGGAUUGAGAUUGAUUUGCUCUGACAUUGUUGCUUCUGUACCGGAUUUGUAUUUACUGGUUGCUGGUGUAAUUAAAAAAGUCGACUGGGGAUUGGUUGAGAAAUUAAGGGAAAGGAGGAGAAGGUGGUUAGUAGAGUUCACAAUCAAUCUACUUUAAGUGUUUGCAUGGCUGAUUGAAGUUUGUGUAAUAUUAGAGCUUGGGAACAAAAGAUAUUCAACAUUACUUAUCAAAUUCAGAGGUUGUGAUUUUGGUUUGGUAGUUCUGGGUUCCUUCAUCGUUUGGUUGACCAGUAUAAUUUUCCGGCCAGCUUGAACCUGAGCUCUUGAUGAGAGACGAUGUUGUCGAGAAUUGAUUCAAAGAAGAUUGGGAGUCGCUCUGGCAGUGAGAAGUUGUUGAAUGAGAUAGAGACCAUAAACAAAGCACUUUAUCUGAACAAACAUUUAUCUAAGAAUUCAAAUCCUUUGAAGCCAAAAAGCAGUAAUGAAGAUCCAACACGCAAGGAAAAGAAAUCUAUAUGGAGUUGGAAGUCUUUAAAGCCGUUCUCCCAUGUUCGAAACCGCAGGUUUAAUUGUUGUUUCUCUCUCCAAGUUCACUUGAUUGAGGGGUUACCUUCUGAUUUGGACGAUUUUAGUCUAAGUGUAUUCUGGAAGAGGCGGGAUGGUUUAUUGGUAACUAACCCUAAGAAGAUCAUAAGGGGCAAGGUAGAAUUUGAAGAGGUGUUGAACUGUACUUGUACAGUACAUGGUAGUGGAAAUGGACCUCAUCAUUCUGCAAAGUAUGAGGCCAAGCAUUUUUUACUCUAUGCUUCCUUAUAUGGUGCUUCAGAGGUUGAUUUGGGGAAGCAUCGGGUUGAUCUCACGAGGUUUCUUCCCCUAACAUUGGAGGAGUUAGAAGAAGAAAAAAGCUCUGGAAAGUGGGCUACUAGCUUUAAAUUAUCUGGUAGGGCUAAAGGUGCCACAAUGAAUGUUAGUUUUGGAUACACAGUAGUAGGUGAUAAUUUACCUGCCCUGGAUCAUAUCGGUGAUUCCUUAAAGGGGAAGCAGAAUAAGUAUGGUAUCGAGAAAUCCGAGAUGGUGGUUGGUGAAUCUGGUAGUAGAAGCAGAAUACGGAAUACUGAGAGUAUUCCUGGAAGGAUGAACUAUAAUUCUCUUGAAUCAUCCCAGACAGUAGAUGAUAUAAAGGAUCUUCAUGAAGUUCUGCCAGUACCUCAGUUAGAACUUGCCAAGUCGGUAGAUCUAUUAUACAAAAAAUUUGAUGAUGGUAAAUUGGAUGCUUCAGAGAACAGCAACCCUGAGCUCAAUGGAUGCAUUGAAGAUUCUCAUCCAAUGAAAUCUGAUUCUUACCUUUCUGCCCCUGAGAAAGAAAAUGCUGAUGUUGAUUGUGGAACUGAGUUCUCAUUCAUUGAACGAGGGAUUGAAAUGUCUUCUGAGGAACAGGUGGAGAAAAUUGAAGUAGGGGUUGAAGUGUCUUCUGAGGAACAGGUGGAGAAAAUUGAUGUAAAAGAUGUUGAUUCCUCUGCAGUUGGACAUUCUGCAAUUGACAAUGUAUCAUCGAUGGCUCAUGAAGAGGAUAGCAGGGUUGCUGCAUGUGAUAGUUCUUCCAAUGACGAUGAUAUUUAUACCAAAGAAUCCAUCCUGAAGGAAUUGGAGUCAGCUUUGAGUUGUGUGUGUGAACUGGAGACGGCAGCAAUGGAGUCUCCCGAGGAAGAGCAUUUGAACUUAAAAUUUAAGUCAAGUGAUGAACCAACUGGAGAGGGCAUGUCCCUUGAUUUAGAUGAUGAAUUUUUGGAAAGUAAAGGGAUCCCCCUUGAUUUAGAUGAUGAAUAUUUGGAAAGUGAUUUCUUACGUAUGUUGGGGCUUGAGCAAAGUCCAUUUGGUUUGUGUUCUGGAAGUGAGCCAGAGUCUCCAAGAGAGCAGCUAUUACGACAAUUUGAGGAAGAAGCUGUAGCAGGUGGUUAUUCUUUGUUCAAUUUUGAUGAUGAAGAUGAAAGUUAUCCAGCAUAUGAUUAUGAUUUUAAUGCAAGUUCUGAGUUUGGAGACAUAGCUGAUACAGCUUUUGAUAUGCCGUCGACUGUCAGUGAUAAUGAAGGCAGGUGCUUCAUAGAUGAUGAAGCAAUGAGGAGUAAAAUGAAGGCAAAGAUGUUGGAAGAUUUGGAGACAGAGUUUUUGAUGCACGAGUGGGGCUUGAAUGAGGAAGCCUUUCAACAGUCGCCAUCAAGCAGCUCUCAUGGGUUUGGAAGUCCAGUUGAUAUGCCUUCUGAAGACCCAUUUGAAUUGCCUCCUCUUGGAGAAGGACUGGGUUCAUUUAUCCAGACAAAGAAUGGAGGUUUUUUGCGAUCUAUGAAUCCUGCAAUUUUCCAGAAUGCUAAGAGCGGUGGGAACCUGAUUAUGCAGGUUUCUACCCCCGUGGUAGUACCUGCCGAAAUGGGUUCGUGUGUAAUGGAAAUACUACCCCGUCUGGCCUCAGUUGGAAUUGAGAAACUUUCUAUGCAAGCAAAUAAGUUAAUGCCUUUGGAAGAUAUAACUGGGAAAACAAUGCAACAGCUAGCGUGGGAAGCUAUUACUACUUUGGAGGGUUCUGAGAGUGAACCGGUGUUUGAGCAAGAUCCAUUUGAUAGACGAAAAACUUCCACGGGCAGAUCAUCUGGUUCUAGGCAUGAAACGUAUGGUAAAAACUGUAUGCGUGGUGAGCCUGAGACGGAAUAUGUAUCCUUAGAAGAUGUUGCUCCUCUAGCCUUGGACAAGAUUGAAGCUCUUUCAAUGGAAGGGCUGAGGAUACAGUCAGGAAUGUCUGAGGACGAGGCACCUUCUAACAUCAGUGCACAGUCUAUAGGAGAAUUUUCAGCUCUUCAGGGCAAGGGAAUUGACAUUAGUGGGUCGCUUGGACUGGAGGGAACUGCUGGAUUGCAAUUGUUGGAUGUAAAAGACAAUGGUGAUGAUGUUGAUGGAUUAAUGGGUCUUUCUCUCUCUCUUGAUGAAUGGUUGAGAUUGGAUUCUGGUGAACUUGAUGAUGAAGAAAUUAUCAGUGAACAUACUUCUAAAGUACUCGCUGCUCAUCAUGCUAAUUCCUUAGACUUCAUUCGUGGUGGCACAAAGGGAGACCGAAGGCGAGGAAAGAGUUCUAGCCGAAAGUGUGGUUUACUGGGUAACAACUUCACAGUGGCACUCAUGGUGCAACUUCGUGAUCCGCUGAGAAAUUAUGAACCAGUUGGUGCCCCAAUGCUUUCUCUUAUCCAAGUGGAGAGAGUGUUCAUCCCACCAAAACCCAAAAUAUACAACACAGUCUCGGAGAUACGAAACAACUAUUAUGAUGACGAUGACGAGAUCAUUGCAAGAGUAGAGAUAAAGGAAGAACCGGAGGAGAAAGCUUCUGAACAACAACAAAGCAUUCCUCAGUUCAGAAUCACAGAAGUUCAUCUCUCGGGUAUCAAAACUGAGCCCAAUAAGAAACUCUGGGGUACCUCAACAUCCAACCAACAGAAAUCUGGUUCACGAUGGUUGGUCGCCAACGGCAUGGGAAAGAGCAAGAAAAAUCCGUUUGUGAAGACAAAGGCUGCUCCAAAGUCAUCGGCUCCCGAACCAACGAAGGUGCAACCUCCUGGGAUAAAGACAAAGAUUCCUUGUGGAGCAUCUCAUCUGGGUCUAAAUGGAAAGCCUUUUCUGCAUUAAAUCCACUUGUAAGGAACCCAAAUGUUGUAUUCCCUAAUGAAAACUUCAGGUUAAGGUGAGUGGUGGAUGAAUUGCUUGCUAGCAA
Cucumis sativus (cucumber) is the source of this 4039-nucleotide messenger RNA. RefSeq names its product protein PLASTID MOVEMENT IMPAIRED 1-RELATED 1-like. Lineage: Eukaryota; Viridiplantae; Streptophyta; Magnoliopsida; Cucurbitales; Cucurbitaceae. The record is from RefSeq and is a predicted model, not a curated record.